UGAAAUAGUGAGCGAAUGGACGCAUAGAGUGUUUGUUUCGACAUUUCGCUCAUAUCUCACUUGUUUUGAACCAAACAUUAAUCGCUUUAUUCAUAUAAACAGUGAGACAGUGAAAGACAACACAUUGGACCAACUCUUCGUCUCAUUAUAACCCUCUCUGCCAUUCAUUGUAGUCAACGACACAACUGUGAAAAUGUCUGCACUUUACCCGUCACUCGAGGACAUGAAAGUGGACCAAAUGAUGAGAGCACAGCAACAACAGCCAUAUGUGGUGCCAUCGGUGGCCUACCCGUCGCCCCCAUCGGCGCCGUACCCAACACUCGGCAACGGAUCUUCGAUCUUGCAGUUGAACGGCGAAAACGUGGCCGGAUUUACCACCGAUAAGGUGCACGACAUCAUCAAGAAGUCGGCCGUCAAUGACAUACAUCUGGUGGUGAGAGACCGACCCUUCGAGCGAGUGGUGACUCUGCAUAAGGACAGUGUGGGUCACGUGGGCUUCACCUUCAAGAACGGCAAGAUUAACGCCAUUGUUAAGGACUCGUCAGCCGCACGCAAUGGUCUGCUCACUGAACACAACUUCUUGGAGAUCAACGGACAGAAUGUGGUCGGAAUGGACGACAAAGCCAUUCGUAAUGUCAUUGACUCGGCCGGCGAUGUCAUUACUCUUACAAUUAUGCCAUCGUUUGUCUUCGAGCAUAUGAUGAAGCAAAUGGCCACCAGUUUAGUGAAAAGAUUAAUGGAUCACUCGAUUCCUAAUAAGUGUGUAAAUGAGGACAACUGUAUGAGCGGAUCAAUGAUGACGUUUGACAUGAAUCUCGCACUUCAGACAGUGGCGAAUCUGAAGAAAGCGAUUGCAAUUCAGUGUGAAAUCCCUGAAGAGAAACAGGUUUUGCUGAUCAGUGGCGGAGAGAGUCUUAAUAUGACGGCCAGAGUGUGUUCGUACGGCUGUUCCGGGACUGACACGAGUCCUAUAUUCCUCUUCAGUAAGAACUCGAUAGAGAGUCUAAAUCCACCGAAAUGUGUGACUGAAUACGACCCGGACGUGGAUAUGGCGGACAGAGUGAAGAGUUGUGUUGACAUGAAUCCCAGUAUCCAUACAGUGGUGGCCAGGGCUGAGAUGGCACAACAGCUCCACGAGAUGGCUAAACAGCAGUUCCAUAACUGCGAGCGAUUAGUACACGACCAGCACCUCCAGCAACAGGGAUGGGCGGCAGUGGUCGCCAAUCUCGAAGACAUCGCCAACUCCUUCUCCAACAGCGCUCUUCAGUUGGAGGAGAAGUUCAAUGAGUUUAUCGAAGAAAAAGACUUUUUUACGAAUUUAUUACAAAAUUUCAAUGAUGACAUCAACACCUUAUCAAUGAUACCAUUAUUACGUAAUUUGAUAUCAAGUGAUAUGAGGACUCCUGAUGAGACACAGGAGUCAAUGAAUCUGUUGGAGUGGAUCAGUCAGAGGGACAACCAAAACAGUUUGGAGCAGUUGUCUGAACACUGCGGCCGAGGCUUAGAACAGUUGGAUUUGGAACAGCUCUCCAAAGUGAAGGAUGAGGUGAAGGAAGUGAUGGAGUCUUGCAAUCAGUCCAAUAUGAAGGAAGUGAAGGGAUUGGAGGAGCGGUUAUACGGACUCGAGAAGUUGAUGUGCGAGUCCAAGAAGAUUGUGGACGAACAGCGAGAUCUGGCGCAGGCCUUCUACCAGAACCAGACGCGCGCCGCCAACCUCAGGGACCCAUCCAUUCUGCCCGACUUGUGCGCCAGUCAUCAGCAACAGCUUCAGGUGAUGCUUAAGAACCAUCAAAAGCUGCGCGACAUUAGGCGCAGGUGUGCGCGCGCUAAGGAGGAACUGUCCGGUAAUCUUCACGCACGCCUUCGAUGGAUUGUCUUCAUUGAGAAAAGACUUUCCGAAAUCGACGCCAAAGUGUUGAUAUAUCGCGAAAACAUCCGCCGAUUGGAAAAGCACUUGAAAGUUGUCCAUCAGAUUCAUUUGGCGCCCAAAAUAUAUUUGGCAUCAGUUGUCGAAGUGGUCAGACGUAAGACAUUUUCAGAUGUAUUCCUCCGUUGGGCCACAAGUUUGGCGGAAAACUCAUCAAAAUUGGUCGAAAAUGAGAUCCAAAUGAGACAAUCGUUUUCAACUCAAUUGGACUCACAUUUUCUGCAGAUUUUGUUUCCCGGAAUGAAUGACAUUCCGCCGCGUUUUGCAAAUGAGUCGCCCCUUCCUUUCGACACAGAUUUACCAAAUCUUAGCGAAUCUGAUGUCAACUUUCUUCGCACACAAUUACCCGACUUAAUCGGUCUGUUGUGCGUGCCUUCGCCUGUGCCUAUGCCUCAACCGUCCACUCAAUCCGAGUCAACAGUCGGUGCCAUUGUGUCGAAACCCAGCGAAUCAGACACUGAAGAGUACGAUACGGUUAACGAAGAAUUCGAUAAUAAGGGUUCGGCUAAUGAAUUGCAAUUAAAGCAAACGCUAAAUCUCAAGACAUCAUUUGCAGAGCAAUACAAUGAUCUUCGAGACGAGUAUUUAUCAUCUUUUGAUUCAAUGAAACAACAGUUAAAUGAUUGGGUUAUUCUACAAGAGAAGCAAUUGUCUGAAAAGCAAUUAGAGUUUAACGAAAGUUCGGAGGAAUACAAGAAUAAGAUAUCAAAUCUGGAAAAUUCAAAUCUUUCGCUAAACAACGAAAUCGAUUCUCUGAGACAAGAGAUGGAAAAGUUACGCAAAGAUAACCAGUGUUUGAAUGAACAAAUCAAUGAUAAAGACGCGGAAAUAAAUGAAUUGAAAGCUGAGAUUUUGGAGAACAAGAAACAGUUGACUUUAGAGCAUGAGUUAGAAAUUACUUCUUUGAAUGAAGAGAUGGAGAAAAUGAAUGAAUUAAAGCAAACACUCGAAGACACAGUGAAUGAGAAAAACUCUGAAAUGAUGGCUUCGAGACAAAAUUUCGAGAAAUUAGAGUCGGAUUUAUUGGUUCGUUUCCAAGAAGAGAAAGAUUUAUUGAAAAACUCUUUGAAUCAAGACUUUAAUGACAGAGAAGAGACCCAAAGAAAUGAAUUUGAGACUAAACUCAAGCAAUUGGAGAGAAAUAACGAGUCGGUUAUCAAUGAAUUGCGUUUAGAUAUGGAAAACCAAAAGACAAAGAGUUUGAUUGAAUUGAAGGAUAAGUUGGAUUCGGAGCACAAACACGAAAUGGAAUGUCUUCGGCAUCGGUUCAAACUGGCCAUCAGUACGACAUCUAUUGAACGGACCCCUUCUGAGACCAGUCUUGAGAAAGUGAAUCUGGAUGUGAUCGACCAGUUGGCACAGGAACGGGAGGUCCAGAAACUCAAGCAAUUGAUUUUGGAUGAGAAGAACAGAUACGAAGAACUGCUCAUUAGAUCAAAGAAGGAGAGAGAAGACGAGAUGAAAGCAAUGAAGUCAGAGAUGGCGGCCAAAUGUCAGGUCAACUUCAAUGAGGCUCUUAAUAAGUUGUCGAACGAAAGGGAACUCUUAGCCCAUGAAUUGACUCAAAAAGACAAUUGUCUUCAUUCUUCACUUUCCGCUAUAAAUGAUAUCAUUUCUAAAUUUCAGUCGUCAGAAAUGAGCGAUAAAACUGAAUCACAAAUCAUUAAAGACAAAGAAUUAGAAAUCAGUCGAUUAAACAAGAUUUUGCGGGACUCGGAGAUGGGUCAGUCCUCAUCAGCCAUUGGACGCAUUGAAAGGGUGUCCGUUUUGGGGUAA
This is a messenger RNA of Oppiella nova, 3703 nucleotides long. Lineage: Eukaryota; Metazoa; Arthropoda; Arachnida; Sarcoptiformes; Oppiidae. The record is from the annotation of a GenBank genome assembly.